Messenger RNA from Dioszegia hungarica, 1200 nucleotides. Its product is annotated as P-loop containing nucleoside triphosphate hydrolase protein. The coding region runs from base 1 to 1200 and encodes 399 amino acids. NCBI's taxonomy places the organism in Eukaryota, Fungi, Basidiomycota, Tremellomycetes, Tremellales, Bulleribasidiaceae. Gene Ontology annotation, biological process: meiotic DNA recombinase assembly; reciprocal meiotic recombination. Gene Ontology annotation, cellular component: Rad51C-XRCC3 complex; replication fork; Rad51B-Rad51C-Rad51D-XRCC2 complex. The record is from RefSeq and is a predicted model, not a curated record. Gene Ontology annotation, molecular function: ATP hydrolysis activity; crossover junction DNA endonuclease activity; four-way junction DNA binding. The transcript is spliced from 10 exons.
AUGCUGAUCUCCCAGCUGGCAGCAACACACUCGGUCAAGUCAGCGCUGCAAGAAGCAGGGUACCAUAAUACAACUGAGCUGUUGCAGACGGCGGCCUCUGAUCUCAGCGCAGAGCUGAGUAUCCCGCUUUCUCAAGCGGAAGACAUCAUCCGGCAAUGUCGCAAUCCUCCUGGACCUUCCCGGCAAGCAUCUCCUCAUCGGAAUGGCCAUGACGGUCAUGACGCAGCGAGCGCAUCAGCCACAGCAGAGAUCCAGGCCUCCACCGCCGCAGCCCUUCUCGUCCCGCAAUCACUGCCCCGCUUCUCGACCCUUUCUGAGACCCUCGACGCCCUCAUCUCGCAGCACACAUGCGCCGAUGCCGAUGUCACAUCGGAGGAUAGGGCUACGGCAGCUACAGGAGCGAUCACGCCGGGUAUGGCGGUCGAGAUCUCUGGGCCGCCGGGGAUAGGCAAGACAGCCAUAGCCAUCGGCCUUGCUCUCAGCGCGAGAAUGGGGACACGUAAGAGGAGAAAAGACAGUGUGCCGCAAGACCGAGGUGGAGGAGAAGUGUUGAUCAUAGAUACCGAGGGGGCGAUAACACCUGACCGGCUCAGCAAAGCGGCCGAAGCACUAACGAGGAACACGAGCAGCAAGUUCACAGUGGACCUCUCGCCGGUCAAAUUUGCUGUAGCUGACGGCAUAGAUCGCGCACCGCAGCUGCUCGAAGGGAUCCACCUCGUCCGCGUAGCGACCCAGGUGCAGAUGGUUGCGUUUCUCAACUCACUGGACGAGUGGCUCCUAGAGCAUCCCAAAGUCAUUCUAAUCCUCAUCGAUAGCCUGAGCUACCACUUCCGCCAACCAAACUUUGAGCUCAAUGCGCGGCGCCGAGUGAUGGACACUGUCAAACAGCAGAUAGGGAAGGCUACCAUGGUGCAUCAUUGUGCUAUCGUGCUCAUCACGCAAAUGGCAACCAAGCUCUUAUCGUUGGAUGGAAAGCGCUCCAAUUUCGAGACUGGAGAAAAGGCAGUCCUGAUGCCACAGCUUGGCGAGAUGUGGCAGAACGCCAAGACUCUCCGAGUAGUCCUGUUCCGCGGUCCGGACGGGAACGAGGUCCGCUAUGCCCACGUCGGGACCAGCGCGGACAGCGACCCGAACGGGGACUGGGCUUGCUUCGACAUCAGCACCGACGGCUUGCCCAUGGACGUCGAAGACACCAGAUGA